AUGCCCACAAAACAGGACCUUGGUAAACCUGUUUUUUUCUUCUAUCAUGCACAGUUGAUCAAGCCACAGAAUGGCUUCCUUGGUAUUGUCUUGGUGGGAGGAGCCGACACACCAUUGGAAAAUCAUUACGUCAACGACAUCCUACCCAAUUCCUCCGCGUCCAAAUCCGGCCGCGUCAGAAAUGGAGACGAACUUCUGGAGGCUAACGGCCAAGCUCUUGGCGGGAAAACACACGCUGAAGCCUUGGCCAUCUUCAGAUCCCUGCCAGCCGUCGUGACGUUGGUUGUAGCGAGGAAAAAAGAUGCGAACCGCGCUAUCUUGGAGCGUUUGAAACACGAGAAAAAAGACAAGAAGGUGAACAACAACAUCGCGUCACCGAAGAAGAGAAGAAGCGUUAUCGAGGAAGCAGCCAGCUCGAGUAUCAUCCCCAGGACGCUCUCGUCCGUUAUCGACGUCACUAAGCAGGCUUGCCCGUAUGUCAAACCUGUUAAGCGAGUUUCGCGCGUCACUUCCUUCGUCGGGCCAACGGAGGAUGAAUUGACUGGUCGCGUGAGCAUUGGGACAGAAAAAGGCAAUCAGGAGAGCACAAUGGGGAAUGAGUUGCAUACUCUGUCAACUAAUCCUGAAACCAGUGACUACGCAGUAUGUCAAGACGGUGCUAUCCCCGAAUGGAGCAAGACCUCAGAUUCACUGUCACUUAAGAGCUUCGCGCGCUGUGAACCAUUUCUCGACCUACCACAAAUCCACGAGGAUAAAGCAACUUUGCAUUCCACCACGGUAGCUCUGAGGUGCUCGCGAAACCGGCAGAGCACCUUGAAAAGACGAAGCACCAUCGAGCAUUGUGAUGUAAGGGCAACUUGGCCUGUUUUUACGACCAGACAACGACUCCCUCUUCCCUGGGACUCGAUCACGUCUCAGAGACCAGCGACCGUUGGCCGAAGUUCCUCGGCGCGGGUUCGGCGAAGCAUCGUGUCCACUUCGGCAUCCAACUCUUCACUGUAUCAAACUUCGAGCUCAGCUCGGAAGUUUACGGGGAAGCAUUAUAUUGAGAGGAAAACUAUCACCGUUGAGUUACAACGCGAAAGCACAGCCAGUGAUUGGGGAUUUACCAUCGGAGGGGGAGUUUUUUCUCCGUACGGAGACCUCCCGAUAUUCAUUGCAGAAGUUCCAGCUACCGGGGGUGCACAGGAAUUUUUGCAGAAUGGAGAUGAAAUCGUUGAUUUCAGCGGAGAAAGUUUGGAGGGCGCAACGUUUUUAGAGGCAGAGAAAAUGUUACGAAGAUGCGCGAGGAAAAAGGUGACAAUUACCAUCAAAAGAAAGUUCCUUCAACGAAGUCAAAACCCGCAGAGUAAUCCAUACGCCGAGAUGUGGAACUCAUUAAACACGACGAAAACGAGAGGGAAGCAAGGAAGGCGACCAAAAUCAUUGCACUGUUAAGAGAGUACAACGCUUUUUCAAUUGUUGUUCUAUUUUGACAAAGAAAGAAAAACUACUGAACUGGCAUGCGACCGGUGAACAGCGCGGGAAAAUUCGCGCGAGUCAAGGCAUGCUUACUCUACCUGAUUGGCUGAAUAUGAACUUCGUUCUGAUUGGUCACUCGCUGCGUUGACUAUGUUCUCUUUACCAAUCACCGAGCUCAACGAACAACAAAAUUGAAUAGCGCUCUACAACUCACGGGAUAAUAAAAUGUAAUUUCUAAUUUUCUAGACAUCUUAAAGAAUCCAACGAAUUUGAAAUUUCGUAAUCUUGAAUGACAUACAGACUUAGCACCAAAACUUUUUAAACUUUUCUUCAGCUUUUGCGAUAACUUAAGUAAUUAAGCAAUAAAUAAAUACUGUUUAUACUCAAGCCACUUUCUACAGGGACGGAUGCAGGAGUUUUCUUAGGAGGGGGUGCACCACUAAGUAAUGGCAUAGCUGAUUGGUGAGGUAAAUAAAUUUUAAUAGUGAAUAUGAAGAAGGCUUCGUCUCAGUGGUGGUUCGUACCCCCUAGAUCUGCCUGUGUUCUACGUCUGUUUAUCACUUAUUUAUAUGCAUUUCACUCGUUAACAGUUAAACAAAUAGCAAACUCACACUUCAGAAAAAGUUUUUACUGAGAAAGUGGAGACAUAACUUUGAAAAGAAAAAAGAUGAAAUGUCAAACCUCACUACUCUUGUGACAAGGUUUAAAGGCACUUUUUAUACUCUUUUUAGAUAAAUUUCAUAUUUGAUGCAGUUAAACUGUACUAAAAUAUUGCAAUCUCAUAGCCUGGUCAAAUGGUUAUAUUCAUUGGUGGUUGUGAAAAUCGUAAACAUUUAUUAUCGAUAUGCAACUGUAAAAUGUUCUCACUGAGUAGGUAGAGAUGAUAAAAUAAUUUAUCAGUAGUAUAUAUCAGGUAGACAUUAGUUUGAUGUAUUUUAUUGACUUUUAUUACAUAUCUUGGCACUUCACUGACUCCUGUUUGUCAUAGUUUAUUAUAAAACAUUUAAUAUGUCACACAAAGCAAUUAAUUUAUUUUAAUUAGAAUAAUUUAUUCCUUUUUAAUUUAAAUCUCAGAUUACAUUGGCCUUGAUGAAAGGCCAUAUUUAAUAUUUCAUAAAAUCACUGAAUUUCUUGCAAUACUACAAAAAUUUAGAAACACCCUUUUUUAAGACAAGAAAACAAAGUUAUUUUAAUGAGUAGCAACACUGCACUAAAACAACAAUAUUAUUAUUACUCUCCUCCAUAUUUGAUACAUGAAAAUGAAGAUUGCAAAAUUGUAGUCAAGGUUUAUUUUUGUUCACUACUGAUUAAAAAUCUUCAUCUUCAAAAACAAAACCCUUGUGUAAUUUAAGUGUUUGUUACCUUCAUAGACACUGCGAGAACAUAAAAGGAAGUGAAACACGAUCAAGAAAAGGGAAGAAACCGGGGGAAGGGGAAUUCCAAUAUAAAAAGGUUUAAAAAGUGGUUUUGCUAACUCUUAGGGUGUUCAGCCUCAAAAGGUCCACAGUGGGAACUUUGACAGUACCUUUUACGGUAUUGCGCCAAAAAAA
Molecule: messenger RNA, 3011 nt
Organism: Orbicella faveolata
Lineage: Eukaryota; Metazoa; Cnidaria; Anthozoa; Scleractinia; Merulinidae
Product: PDZ domain-containing protein 2-like
Molecular function (GO): protein binding
Source: RefSeq, a predicted model, not a curated record